Molecule: messenger RNA, 1487 nt
Organism: Dimorphilus gyrociliatus
Lineage: Eukaryota; Metazoa; Annelida; Polychaeta; Dinophilidae
Source: the annotation of a GenBank genome assembly
UAAAUAGCAGACAGAAUUAAAGAAAUGUAUAUGUACAUCAUUUUUAGUUAAUGUUUUUAAAUAAAUUCAAGUAUUGUAAAUACCUUAAGAUAUUAAAUGAGAAAAUGGCAGAGGGUAACUUAGAAGGUCUUAAUUUAAUCUAUGAUAAUUCAGUCGAAAGUCUUCUAUUCGAAAUUACGAAACAAAAUUAUAAAGCUUCCUCUAAUGAUGCUCAUGUUAUUGACAAUAAAGAUGGCUGCUUAUGUGGACAUUAUCCUUCAGAAAUCUACAUUCCUAUUUGUUUAUUGGAAAAUGAAGAAAUUGAUUUAAAUGCGUUGACAAACCAAUUAAAAAGAGCCAGACUAGCCAGAAGUCGUGAAAGAUUUGUUGUUCCAGCUAUAAUAUAUAAAAAUAAAUGUAUAUUCCGUAGUGCAACACUUUCAAGUGGUAAAGAAGUCUUGGCUAGGAAAACGAAGAAAGGUCUAACAAAUGUUGUUGAAAAAUUGGUAAAGAUGAGUUCUUGGAGUGGUGUCUUCUCCGGAAAUUUGAAUAGAGAUAAUUGCGAAUCAACACAUGACGAAUCUGAAGACGGUCUUGAUUUUACUUCCCCAUCGAACGGUGAUAGGGUCUCAAUACUUGAUGCAUUACGAUCGCGUGACGUUAAGGUUUUAGAAACAUAUGGAAUAAAUUAUAUUUUUGAUUUAAUGGUUGAGGAGAGAUUGUUAAGAUAUGGAAUGUAUGUAGCAUCAUCUGAAAAGGCAGCUAGUCGAGAAAAAUACUCUGGAUUUAGAAUUGUUCAAUUACCGUACCCCGGAUGCGAAUUUUUCUCUUGUUGGAGCGAGAGGGGAUAUAACCCAGAUAAUUUAAAAUAUCAAUGGGACAAUGAUUACAAUGUUUGUAUGAAAUUACCAGAAGAAACUCAGUCGAAUCCCUCACAUCUAAUGAAAGGUGUGAUAAAAGCGAACGGUGAGAAAUCAGAAAGGAAUUGGGAUUUAGCUGAGUUAACAAAAAAUUAUUUACGAAUAGUAUUAAAUUUUCUGCAGUUUGAAAAUGGCAACUUUCUGGUCCACUGCAUAUCUGGGUGGGAUCGAACGCCUUUGUUUAUCUCUCUAAUUCGAUUGUCCUUGUGGGCUGAUGGCGCAGUAAACGAAUCCUUAUCUGAUACAGAAAUGGCCUACUUUACUCUAGCUUACGAUUGGUUUUUACACGGGCAUCAACUAUGCGAAAGAAUAUCUAAAAAGGAAAAUGUACUAGUCUUUCUUUUUUCAUUUCUCAAUGAGAUUUCGAGCGAAGAAUAUUCAAUUCAUAGGCCAGUAAAUGAAUCAGAUAGACAAAAAUUAGAUGAGAGAAAAAGAAGAUUAAGAGCUGUACAAGAUAUAUUCUUUAAUUCAUUUAAUAAUCUUCUUGAUUUUUCCGUUAUGGAAGAAACUACUAGAAAGUUUGUUAAUAGCGUUAGAGGAGCGAAAGUAGCCCUACAUAAUCGUCUCUUCUCUUCUGGAAAUGUUUAA